Molecule: messenger RNA, 2058 nt
Organism: Saprolegnia parasitica CBS 223.65
Lineage: Eukaryota; Oomycota; Saprolegniomycetes; Saprolegniales; Saprolegniaceae
Exons: 4
Coding region: 1-2058 (685 amino acids)
Molecular function (GO): zinc ion binding; nucleic acid binding
Source: RefSeq, a predicted model, not a curated record
AUGAUCGGAGCCGUCGCACGAGGCGCCGCCUGCUGCCGGUGCCCCAGUGGCGCCGCCGUCGCCUGCGCAGACUGCGACCUCGUCUACUGCGCCGACUGCGCCGAGGCGCGCCACCGCAAGGGGUCGUUUCAGCGCCAUAAUGUCACGAGCCUCCUCAACGCCCCGACGUGCGAUGAGUGCACGGCGGCGCCCGCAACGACGGCCUGCCCGGCGUGCGAGCUUCAGUACUGCGACCCGUGCGCCAAGGACGUCCACCGCAACGGAAAGCUCCAGGCCCAUCUCGAACUGCUCACGCCUUGCAGCAAAGAAGCGGGAAACCAGUCGCCGGUGAUGCUGUCGCCGCCCCCGCCGCCAUUUUUGAGCCCUUUUUCUGCGGCGUCGUCGUCAACGGACUCGCCUUUCAUGCAACAGCGGAAGCGCUGGUCCAUGUCGUCCGACUCGAUGACCGGUGACGACACGGAUCCGGACGUCGACCCGUGGACCAAUUGGCGCGUUUUCGGCAACAACGACCCGCGUCUCUCCGACACCACGCCGCUUCCCGCCGCGACGUGGACGAACCCGGCGUCGGACGCCAUGUCGACGUCCAGCGACGAGGAUGCCAAGCCGAGUUCGAUUUCCGAUGCGUUCAAGACGCUUGCCCUCACGCACUCGUCAUCGUCGCUCUCCUCGGUCUCGGACGAGCCGGAGAAGCCAAUGCGCUCUCGUCUCGUGUCGUGGGAGACGGCCAACGGCACGUACUCGCAGAACGAACUCGAAGAUCUUUUCUCCGCGUUGACGAGCCGCUCGCCGACACGCCACGUCAGCGUGCGCAGCAGCGGGCCUUUCUCAACCACGCAGUGCGCCAGCGUCUACCAGACGAUGCAGAGUCACGGGGACGUCGCCAACUGCAACACGGCCAUGGCAACGCACGGUGUGCUGCUGUACACGUUUUACGAGCUCAAGUCGGCGACGCAAGCCGUGAACAAGGCGUCGCCGAUGUAUGUCGUCGACUACUGCGUGCUGUAUGACCACCCGACGCCAAAGACGCACGCAACCGUUGAAAUUGCGUUUGCCCCGGGGUACGACCGCGGCGUCGUCUCGUCCGAGGAGCUGCACUUGAUCUGCAGCACGCUCGGCGACGUCGUGACCGUGACGGAGCCGUCCCGCGGCCACUUCCUCGUCGAGUUCAAUGACGCGCGCGUCGUCGUCCGGGCCGUGGGUCUCCUCAGCGAGAAGGGAAAUCUUGGCGGCCAUGUUUUUACGGCCGUGCGCGCGCCCGCGUCGCCCAGCGAGCUCAAGGCGAUUGGCCACUGCCAGCUCGCGUCGCAGCGCCAUGUGCCGGCGGUCGCCAACCCCGCGCACAGCCCCGAAAAGGUGGUGUUUGCAGCAACUGGCAGCAUGCCGAUUCCCAGCAGGAACCACCAGUUGGUGGGCAUUUGGGCCGACCCGCCGAUGCCGCCGCCGUCGCCGCCGACGGACGAGUUCAGCCUUGGCAUCGACCGCGUCUACGCGGGCACGGACAAGCGCACGACGCUCAUGAUCCGCAACAUCCCCAACAAGUACACUCAAGCCAUGCUGCUCGCCGAAAUCAACGCGCGCCACGCGGGCACGUACGACUUUUUCUACCUCCCGAUCGACUUCAAGAACAAGUGCAACAUGGGCUACGCGUUCGUCAACUUUAUGGAGACCGCGACGAUCGGGCCCUUCUACGAAGCGUUCAACGGCCAGCGCUGGCCAAACUUCAACAGCGACAAGGUCUGCGCGAUCUCGUACGCGCGGCUCCAGGGCAAGGCCGCGAUGAUCGCGCGAUUCCAGAACUCGAGCCUCCUCGAGAAGCACGAGUCGUACCGGCCGCUCGUCUUCAAGAGUUCGGGCCCCAACAAGGGCGCGUUGGAGCCCUUUCCGAGCAGUGGAAAGGCCAGGGUCUUCAAGCCGCCGUACCCGCCAAUGCAGAUGCACCACCACCACCCGCACGGCGACGCGACCGUCUACUACCACCAGAGCGGGUACCACCACCCCCACCCGUACCCAGUCAUGUACCACCGCGCGCACGAGUACAAGCCGCCCGAGUACUCGUAA